CUCAAAUCUGCACUCACUUGACCCGGGCAGCGCAAGGCAAGGCAAAGCAAGGCAGGGCAGCUCCCGCCCGAGUGCGGGCAGCGCGCCUUGCCCGGGGGGAUCCGGGCCGUGCAGUGCUUCCUGAAGAGCCGACAUGGAUACGAAAUCGUUCAUCCGAAACUCCCUAUGAAGUCCUAGAGCAGGCACAAAUGGAAGGCUCUUUGCAAACCUCCAUUCACGUGUGCCAUGAAAAUGGUCAAUGGAUGUCACAAUUACCAGAGAAGCUCUGGGAUAUUCCGCUCUAUAAUUUAGCUCUUCCAGGGAGUCAUGACACUAUGACCUACUGCUUGGAUAAAAACUCUGCUGUUAGUGGCAAUGAAUCGAAGCUGGUGAAGUUUUUAAGCAAAUGUAUACCCUGCGUUGUGCACCCUGUUAUCAUGAAGUGGUCUACAACACAGGUACUGGCAGUGACAGAGCAACUUGAGGCUGGAGUUAGAUAUCUGGAUUUCAGGAUUGCCCACAAGCCUAAUGAUCCAUCUAUGAAUUUGUACUUUGUGCAUAUGGUUUACACAACUAUUACUGUACAGGAUAUUCUGUGGGAAGUGUUAAGGUGGUUGGAAACUCAUCCUCAGGAAAUUGUUAUCUUAGCCUUCAGGAAUUUUGAUGGAUUAACCAAGAAACUUCAUUGUCGUCUGGUUGCCUGGAUAAAAGAGAUUUUCCAGUGUAAACUGUGCCCCAGAAAUGUGGUGCCAACGCUACGGACCAUGUGGCAGCAUGGCCAUCAGGUUAUAGUCUCAUAUGAAGAGGACAUGGAAGUGGAAGAGCACUGCGAGCUGUGGCCUGCAAUCCCAUAUUGGUGGGGAAACAAAACUUCCACUCGUGCUCUUAUCCGGUUUUUAGAGCGCAUGAAGCAGAUCGGCCGCCCAGAAAAAUUCUUUGUAGCAGGGAUUAACCUUACUGAAAAUUUAAGGUAUAUUCUCCAACACCCAUUUGGAUCACUGAAGAAAAUGACACUCCAGAGUCUUCCAUGCUUGAAAAUCUGGAUAAAGCAGCAAUAUCCAGGACUACAAAAGGAAUGUAUUAACAUCAUUGCUGGUGACUUUAUAGGAAACGAUGAUUUUGUCAAAGAUGUGAUAGAACUUAACACAAAAAUCAAUCCUUCAUUACCCUGUCACAGGAAAGGGGCUGGAACAAGUACCGUUUCAUUCUCACCUUCUUUGUAAAAAGCUGAAAAGGCUUUGUCUGCAUUUAAUGUGUUCUGGUUCAAACAUCCUAGAUCCCUUAAAGGUCCAGUUAACUUAAACCAGGGGUGUUGUAAAGGCUCAGUAAGAAAAGCACUCCCACCAUCAUCAGGGUUUCAAGGCUUUUUCACAGAAAAGAGAGCAGCCAGAUCUUGCUGAAGUCACUAGACUUACUUGGAAGUGCUUAGAUUCUGUAGCAGUUGGCAAUACUGAAAGUCCCAGGAACUUAAUCUUAUUUUAUUUACAUAUGAGCAAGGAGGAGAAAUAUUUUAGUAGCUGUAUGAAUUAUUUUGUGAUAAGAUUUUAUCUUUUUUAUAAUUGUAAAGAUAUUCUGCACUACUUGCAACCCAAACUGUCAGUCUUUUACAUCAGUCUGAAACUGACUUGUCUAUUUUCAUAGUUUGUGUUAAAUAUACAAAAGGAACAAUUUAAAAAUAUUUUUGAUUUUUCAAAGAUGCUGUAUUGACUAUCCUAGUUGACAUAUUUUUAUAUAGAAACCAUUGGAAAUCUAGAAGCUGCUGUUUUGUGCUGCAUAUCAGUUGUGAGCCCCUUUACCAACAGGGUAGUCACAAAAAUAUAAUUUUCAAGAGGUAUGUGUAUUCAUACACUCUUUCUAUCACUUAUGCCAGUUCUGCAGUGAUACAGAUACCAAAACUAGACCCCUACACGGUCUCGUCUGUGGUAAUGAAGUAUGUUUUAUUAGGUGUUGCCAAAAUAUGCCUUACAUUGAAAAUAAACACAUAAGAAACAAAUUCCUUAUCUAAACUCAGACUGCUGUAGAAAUACAGAUUCUUGGCUUCUGUCAUGCUCAUUUGGGGUUCCACACCUGGGCUUUUAUUUGUGUAUUUUAAUAGCUCUAUAAUUAAUUUUCCUCUCAAUAAGUAGUUUUUGCUUGUGUAAAAACCGAGGGGUUUAUGCUGUUUGCCAUUGCAUAUUAAUCCAAUUUUUCUAAUUUUUUAAAUGAACUGUGCAAUAGAUAAUUGUGAAGGUUAAGAGAAAUGGGACUAAAACAGAAACAGGCAUUGUGUAAAAUUCGCUAUGCAGCUUCAUCAAUAUACCUCACGUUUUAGAUGCACUUUAUACACAAAAGCUGAGUUCAAAUGUCUGGCAAGUUUUAAAUGUCUGUCAAGAAAGUUUUAAAUCUACUGCUACUUGACAUCUGUUCAAACUCACUCUAGACUUCUCAGCAUGAAAGGCCAAGAUGCUACCUCCUCACGCAAUGUCUUGCAAUUGCAGAAUAGAUAGAGUAAAAAACCCUAAACAUUCCAUUCAUAAAGACUUUUUAAAUGCUUUUUAUCCUUGUUCCUUACCUCUGUGUACUUCAUACUGAGCAGUCAUCCAGUUCUGAUUUUGAGUCACUGCCUGCAUGAAGUGGUCUGUUACCUAUACUCAGAAUGUUUUUCUGCCUAUCUUUUGUACUCUCAAGUGGCUUGUUACUCUAUCUAAUAAAAUUUGAUCUCUCUGUAAGAUGGA
Strigops habroptila (Kakapo) is the source of this 2693-nucleotide messenger RNA. RefSeq names its product phosphatidylinositol specific phospholipase C X domain containing 1 (gene PLCXD1). The transcript is spliced from 7 exons. The record is from RefSeq and is a predicted model, not a curated record. NCBI's taxonomy places the organism in Eukaryota, Metazoa, Chordata, Aves, Psittaciformes, Psittacidae. Bases 189 to 1202 code for a protein of 337 amino acids. Gene Ontology annotation, molecular function: phosphoric diester hydrolase activity. Gene Ontology annotation, biological process: lipid metabolic process.